Messenger RNA from Sclerotinia sclerotiorum 1980 UF-70, 255 nucleotides. RefSeq lists its product with no specific name. Bases 1 to 255 code for a protein of 84 amino acids. NCBI's taxonomy places the organism in Eukaryota, Fungi, Ascomycota, Leotiomycetes, Helotiales, Sclerotiniaceae. The transcript has 3 exons. The record is from RefSeq and is a predicted model, not a curated record.
AUGGCAGUGGCAGACUACGAAGAUGUGCAUGGUGCUAAAUGGUCAGAGCCCCUUCCGGGUGCUCGAGAAAAUCGGUGCCUGAUGAGGGAAUUGAGUAGUCACAACAUUACGGAUGCUGUGUGUUCGUUGGUUUCUUCUCGAAGCGCGACCACCUACCGCAAGGUUUGCAGGGAUGAAGGAUUUGUGGGAGGUGCAUGGCGCUCCUCUCAUCCACUUGGAGCUCGUGAACAUAUCCAGGAUGCAGGUUCUCCAUAA